CACACGCUUCCCGUUUCGGUUCCGGUUUGGGUUUCGGGUUUGGGUUUCGGGUUUGGGUUCGGACACUAUUAAAAGGCAUACACCAACAGCUACGAAACUUUACUCUCUCUUUCUCUCUCUCUAUCUGUCUCCGUCUGAGAAGAGAAUCGGCCAUGGCUGAGCAGCAGAGCUUCAAAGCUCCCGAAGCAGAGAACACAAAGACGACAAACGAACAAGUGGAAGAGGAAGAGGAGCCGGAGGAAGACGAUGAAGAUGAAUUGGAAGGUGGUGAUGAAGAUGAUGAGGAAGAAGCAGAAGAAGAGGAGGUAGGAGGAGAUGGAGGAGGUGAAUUGCAAGUCGGUGAGUUUCAGAGCUCUGAACAGCUGGUCGAAGUGGAGGUAAAACAGUCCGCAGUAGAAACCCUAGCGGUGCCAUCCUCGGAGGACGAUCAGCGAGCUGUUUUGCUGAUGAAUUCUACUUCACAGUCUAACGCUGGCGCUCAAUUUGAAGAGCAAGUUACGGAACCGCAGCCUGAAGUUUUGGCAAGUGUCGCGCCUCAGGAUGCUAGGGCCAAGACAGAAAAUCGGCAGCAGUUCUCUGCAUGUCCAGCUCCUUUGUCAGAACUAUCCCCAACUUCUGUUACCCAAUCCAUUUCAGCUGCUCCAAGUCCAACCCUACUUGAACAAAGAUUAUCACCUCCAAAGGUCACUGGUUCAUGUAUGCUAGAGGCAGACCAGCAUAAUUCUUUGGAUGUUAAAACUCUACCUUCUAUUCCAGUAUUGAAGUCAGCUGCUUCUGAUGGUUACAACUGGCGGAAAUAUGGUCAGAAGCAAGUGAAGAGUCCUAAAGGUUCCAGAAGCUACUAUAAAUGUACAUAUUCUGAAUGUUUUGCUAAGAAGAUUGAAUGCUGUGAUCAUUCAGGACAUGUAACAGAAAUUGUUUAUAAGAACCAGCAUACUCAUGAUCCCCCUAGAAAGAGUAAUUGUACAAGGGAAAGUAAGCUUUCAUUGGCAACUGAGCGUGUAUUGGGGAAUAAUGUUACAGAACAUCAACAGUCCAGCAGAACUCUUAAUGAUUCAGAUCCAUCCACAUCAUCAAAAGAACUAACACAUGAAACUCUUCCACUUCCUGAAAGAAAACGACAGAAUUCAAUCACCCCUGAGGAAAAUGGUGAUAUUAAGGUCAAGGAGGAGCACGGCAAUGAACCAGAGCCAAAACGAAGAAUGAAGAAAAGCAACGUAGAAUAUCCAGGUUCUCUCUUGAAACCUGGCAAGAAACCUAAAUUCGUUGUGCAUGCAGCUGGUGAUGUGGGAAUCUCAGGUGAUGGAUACAGAUGGCGCAAAUAUGGACAAAAAAUGGUGAAAGGAAAUCCUCAUCCCAGAAACUACUAUAGAUGCACUUCUGCUGGAUGUCCUGUUAGGAAGCACAUUGAAACAGCCGUGGAUAACACAAAUGCUGUUGUUAUAACAUACAAGGGGAUUCAUGAUCAUGACAUGCCUGUGCCAAAGAAGCGACAUGGUCCUCCAAGUGCUCCUCUUGUUGCUGCUGCUGCACCUGCUUCCAUGAGCAAUUUGCAGUUAAAAAAAACCGAAACACACCAAAACCAAACAUCUUCGACACAGUGGUCAGUCGACAAUGAGGGAGAAUUGACCGGUGAAGCCUUAGACCUUGGAGGUGAGAAGGCCAUGGAAUCAGCUCGAACGCUACUGAGCAUAGGAUUUGAAAUCAAGCCUUGUUGAAAGCUCCUUUUAUGCCUAGGCAUGAUUGUUGAAAGGCCUCUUAGAAAAUUAUGAAGCUGUAUACAUAUAAAUUAUCUGAUUGGCAGGUUUGGUUUCCAUUUUCUUUUUUUUUUUUCUUUUUUAAUUUUUGUCCUUUCUUCUCUAUUUUCCUGUUUGUUUUUAAUUUAUUUAUUUUCCCUUUUUGGCUGUAGUUUCUCAGUCCGUAGUCGUGUAUAUUUGGUAUUGUCUUGCAACUUGUUUGGAAUAGGGCUGUUGUAGUUGCGCAAUAUAGAAUCGGGUUGUAACUUUUUUGGUCGAUUUAAUGUCGAGGCUGGCACUCUUUAACACA
Ziziphus jujuba (common jujube) is the source of this 2046-nucleotide messenger RNA. Its product is annotated as probable WRKY transcription factor 32. The transcript has 5 exons. Lineage: Eukaryota; Viridiplantae; Streptophyta; Magnoliopsida; Rosales; Rhamnaceae. Bases 153 to 1718 code for a protein of 521 amino acids. The record is from RefSeq and is a predicted model, not a curated record. Gene Ontology annotation, biological process: regulation of DNA-templated transcription. Gene Ontology annotation, molecular function: DNA-binding transcription factor activity; sequence-specific DNA binding.